This is a messenger RNA of Procambarus clarkii (red swamp crayfish), 1224 nucleotides long. RefSeq lists its product as uncharacterized. NCBI's taxonomy places the organism in Eukaryota, Metazoa, Arthropoda, Malacostraca, Decapoda, Cambaridae. The record is from RefSeq and is a predicted model, not a curated record.
AUGAGGAGUUAUGAGGCCACUUACAGCACUUGUAUCAGGCCACUUACAACACUUGUACCAGACCACUUGCAGCACUUGUACCAGACCACUUACAACACUUGUACCAGACCACUUACAGCACUUGUACCAGACCACUUACAGCACUUGUACCAGGCCACUUACAGCACUUGUACCAGGUCACUUACAGCACUUGUGCCAGGCCACUUACAACACUUGUGCCAGACCACUUACAGCACUUGUACCAGACCACUUACAGCACUUGUGCCAGGCCACUUACAGCACUUGUACCAGGCCGCUUACAGCACUUGUACCAGGCCACUUACAGCACUUGUACCAGGCCACUUACAGCACUUGUGCCAGGCCACUUACAGCACUUGUACCAGGCCACUUACAGCACUUGUGCCAGGCCACUUACAGCACUUGUACCAGGCCACUUACAGCACUUGUGCCAGGCCACUUACAGCACUUGUGCCAGGCCACUUACAGCACUUGUGCCAGGCCACUUACAGCACUUGUGCCAGGCCACUUACAGCACUUGUGCCAGGCCACUUACAACACUUGUGCCAGGCCACUUACAACACUUGUGCCAGGCCACUUACAACACUUGUACCAGGCCACUUACAGCACUUGUGCCAGGCCACUUACAGCACUUGUGCCAGGCCACUUACAGCACUUGUGCCAGGCCGCUUACAGCACUUGUACCAGGUCACUUACAGCACUUGUGCCAGGCCACUUACAGCACUUGUACCAGGCCGCUUACAGCACUUGUGCCAGGCCACUUACAGCACUUGUGCCAGGCCACUUACAGCACUUGUACCAGGCCGCUUACAGCACUUGUACCAGGCCGCUUACAGCACUUGUACCAGGCCGCUUACAGCACUUGUACCAGGUCACUUGCAGCACUUGUACCAGGUCACUUGCAGCACUUGUACCAGGUCACUUGCAGCACUUGUGCCAGGCCACUUACAGCACUUGUGCCAGGCCACUUACAGCACUUGUACCAGGCCGCUUACAGCACUUGUACCAGGCCGCUUACAGCACUUGUACCAGGCCGCUUACAGCACUUGUACCAGGUCACUUGCAGCACUUGUGCCAGACCACUUACAGCACUUGUGCCAGGCCACUUACAGCACUUGUACCAGGCCGCUUACAGCACUUGUGCCAGGCCACUUACAGCACUUGUACCAGGCCGCUUACAGAACAUUUUCAAGUAACACUACUUAA